AUGGCUUACACCCCGGAGAACACAAACAAGAAGGUGACUGCAAGAUGGUUGGCAACUACAUACAGGGAAAAAAUAAGAGCUCAUCAUGACAUAUCGAUUGCAGCCAUUCAGAAGUGGGUGGAUGACGAUUUCAAAAUCAAAGUCACAUUUUCCAAGGCAUACAAGGCGAGAUGCAUAGCACAAUGUGGAGGUGAUGAUUACAAUGUCAGAAGAUGCACAUAUCCAGUCCAGAAAGAAAAUGUUGCACAACACUCGAGGUUGAAUGACCGAUGUCAAAAAUGUAAAAGAAAUGGUAGUACCGCAACUGAUGCAUCAUCCGAUGAAUCGAUGCAACCAGCCGAAAUGGUUGACCGUUCCCCUGCAGUAACAAACCAGUUCUGUUUAAAACUUACAGAUCAUAGUGUAGCAGAACAAGUCAACCUAAAUGAUAACCCUCCAAACAAAGGAAGCGAAUGUCGGCCGACACCGACGCCACCAUCUGAUGUCCUGAUUUAUGAUGUGGAUACUAAUGGUUCAGUCGGAGCAGCAAAUCAGGAGGUUCCUGCAGCACCUAAAGGAGAUGUCGUGGCUUCAAAAGCUAAUGGACGCUCAAAUGAGGUUAAAAAUAAAACAUCAUUGUCAGCUGGAAGGAAACUAAGAAUCAAGCUUAAGGCUUGUUGA
Molecule: messenger RNA, 660 nt
Organism: Oldenlandia corymbosa var. corymbosa
Lineage: Eukaryota; Viridiplantae; Streptophyta; Magnoliopsida; Gentianales; Rubiaceae
Source: the annotation of a GenBank genome assembly